UGGAAGUAGAGCUGUCACGUGCCCAGAACACAAAAUGGCUGUUCGACUGCUCACGAUGUGAACGUUACCAAGACUUUUUAAGAAUUCUACUGCAAUAUAAAGCAGCAAGAUGAACAUUAGCCAAACAAAAACGUAUGGCAAUGGACUCCUCUUUGCUGGGUUUAAUCAAGAUCAAGGCUGUUUUGCUUGUGGUAUGGAGAGUGGGUUUAGAAUUUACAACUGCGAUCCACUUAAGGAAAAGGAGAGACAAGAUUUUACAGAUGGUGGUAUAGGACAUGUUGAAAUGCUGUUUCGCUGUAAUUACUUGGCUCUUGUCGGUGGAGGUAGAAGCCCCAAAUAUCCUGCUAACAGAGUAAUGGUUUGGGAUGAUUUAAAGAAGAAGUGUGUGAUAGAACUAGACUUUUCUAGUGAUGUCAGGGCUGUCAAGCUUAGAAGAGACAGAAUCGUGGUGGUUUUAGAUAAUCUCAUUAAAGUCUUUACCUUCACUCAAAAUCCCCAACAGCUGCAUGUAUUUGAAACUGCAAAUAACCCAAAAGGCUUGUGUGUUCUCUGUCCAAGUAGCAAUAACUCUUUGCUGGCAUUCCCGGCCCGCAAGACAGGCCAUGUUCAAAUAGUAGACCUUGCAAAUACUGAGCGUGCUCCACUUGAGAUUGCCGCCCAUGAGGCGCCAAUGAGUUGCUUGGCAAUGAAUCUUCAAGGCACUCGGCUUGCUACAGCAUCCGAAAAGGGAACAUUAAUACGAGUGUUUGACACCAGUAAUGGUGCCCAACUUCAUGAGCUUAGAAGAGGAUCAGGAAGUGCUCAUAUAUACUGGUGAGUGUAUCCAGUGGUCAGAAGAAAGCUUGAGAUAGAGUGGGAUACCCUCUUUGAAGGCAGCAAUAAAAGUUCAGGCAAUAUUAAACAUGCAGGAUAAGCCCCUGGGAACUUAUUUAAUAUUUUUCCAGCUCUUUACUAGUUGUUUUGAUAUAUAUUCCAA
Molecule: messenger RNA, 976 nt
Organism: Nematostella vectensis (starlet sea anemone)
Lineage: Eukaryota; Metazoa; Cnidaria; Anthozoa; Actiniaria; Edwardsiidae
Product: WD repeat domain phosphoinositide-interacting protein 3-like
Exons: 7
Coding region: 110-817 (235 amino acids)
Biological process (GO): autophagy of mitochondrion; protein lipidation; protein localization to phagophore assembly site
Cellular component (GO): cytosol; phagophore assembly site membrane; extrinsic component of membrane
Molecular function (GO): protein binding; phosphatidylinositol-3,5-bisphosphate binding; phosphatidylinositol-3-phosphate binding
Source: RefSeq, a predicted model, not a curated record